AUGCGGAUGAUUUUGAGAGCAGCGGCGGCGCUUCUGCUCGUCGCCACCGUACGGGCCUCACAUGUUUUCCAAGGUUCUUAUUUUAUUUGUUUUAUUUGCUUUUGAACUUGCCUUUCAUACCGUACAUCAAGAGAACCGGACAAAUAGAAUUCUUAUAAUUUUCAUUUUUGGAAAUUUAAAAAUUAUUUUCAAUGUUCAAGCUCCAAAAUGGAAGUAUCAUGAUAAAAAUAGCUUAUUCUGAACUUUUUCAAUAAAAUUCGAUCUGGUAAAAUCAUGAGAAAAAAUUAAUGAUCCUAGAAUUUUUUUAAAUUGAACCACAGAGAAAAAAAUGAUCUGUUCUUCAUUUUUAUCAUUGACUGAAGCUUAGAAAGUUGUUCAGAAGUUUGAAAAAACAAUAAAUCAUAACUUUUUUUGCUUUUUUUCCCACGAAUUUCUUUAUGUUUUUUUAAAAAGAUUUCAAUUUUUUUGAAGCCUAUAUUCGAUUUAAAAUCGGAAACUGUUUAGAGAUUUUCUGAAAUUGAAUUUUUUCUCUUAUUUUGGACCAUUUGAGGAGUUUGAAGUUUUUCCGUUGGACUCCAGUCGAAAAGCAAGACUCUGCGGUCCCAGGCUUAACCUCUGUCGCCCAUUUUUGAGUUCGACUCAAUCCUCUUUUCACUUGGCCUUGAUGAAUUGUCGCCCCUUCUUCUUUUCACGGAAUAAGCAGGGGACUUUUUAGCGAAGUUCUUAAGAGGACACUUAUCAUGUAGCCACUGGAGUGAAUAAUUGGCCUUUGAAAAGAAAAGCACUUGAAUGAUCAUUUGGGUUCUGAAGAGUAGAUCACUAGUGUGACUACUUGCUAUGAAAAGAAGCCAUCAAAGUUAUUACUCUUGCUUUGAAAAAAACCACUAGAGUGACUACUUGUUCUUUGAAAAGAAGACCACUGGAGUGACCACUUUUUUUUUUUGAAAAGAAGACCACUGGAGUUGAUUACUUGGGCCUUGAACAGAAGUUUUUCCAUUUAAAAAAUCCCAUAUGUUAUUUUGAAAAUACUAAUGAGUACAACUUUUCAGUGAUCUUUUCAAACUAAAAACUGUUUUUUACGUUUUUCCAUUCUUCUAAAAUCGGCUUCCGAAGUGAAUUUUCAGAGAUAUAUUACUAGGAAAUCCUUGACGGAGAGAAAAAGUGUCGCGUUUUUGACUUGGUUAGUGUUUGACAAGACGCGGCGGCGAAUAUUAGUUUAUGUCUUUUUUUUCACCUUUUCUAAGCGGUCUCUCAAGUGGCUAGGCAGUGGGAAAUCCAAAUUUUGAAAAACAGAAGUUGAUACUUCAAGGGAAGAUAAAAAAAUUUUUAAAAAUAUCUUUUUUUAAUCUCACAAUUUUGUCGUUUUUUUGAAGCUACAUAAGCUAUACUAUGUUUUUUUGACUUUAAAAAGACGAAUAAAAAAAUUUUUGAGAAAAAAAUAGGAUUUUCUAAAAACUCACGUAAAAAAAUUUCUUAAAACCAAGUCUGAUAUUUCCCUUUGUUUCUAUUUUUUUCCCAGAAAAAUCAAUAUAAACUUCUUUUUGAAAAAAAGGAUUUUUAUUCGAUUUUGCAUGAUUUUUUUGAGAACCCUACAAACUAGAAAAAAAAUUCGAUUUUAUCCCAACUUUCUUCAUCGACUUUUUGGAGUGAUUUUUUCAUAACCGAUAAAUUUUUGAUUCGAGAAAAAUCGAGGGCUCUACAGAAGUUACUUUUUAACAGUUCCGAUCCAGGAAUCCCUCUCCCCGAAUCCAAGUAAAACGCUCGAAAAAAAAAACACUUGAAAAUUAAUUUUAACGCGGUAAAAGCUUCACUCUCCAAGGCGAUAUUCAUUAUGGAUUCAAUAUGAUUAGGAACAGAGGCUUCGUCGUCAUAUUGGCCAUAUUGCGGACACGAAAACAACGAAAUGCCGUUGAUUGCGAGGCUCAUUUGUCGUUGUGAGGGGAUUAGGGUUUCGCCUGCCUUUUCCUUUGGUCAAGAGUCCCCCGCUUUUCGUGGAACGAUCUGGGAAACGGAUAGGAGAGUUUUUGAGGUGAAAUCGAAAAACUGGUUCGAAGUUCUGAGUAUGGGUACUCGAAAACAAAAGGAUUUAUCGGCUAAACGCCAUACUUAGGAACCCUAGAGUGUUCCCUACAGGAGCAAAUCCAGGAGGGUCCAUUCUAGAAACCAAUGGCCCCUAUAUAGCCCCUAUAGGGGCUACUAAAAAUUUGCAAAAGCGACCUCUAUUGAAGACAUUCUAGUCAAUAAUUGAUAUGAACUCUAAGCGAAGAAGCAUUUCCAUAGGAAAAACAAUAAACAACCGUUUCUGAAUGAAAUUGAAAGACCCCUAUAGGGUCCACUUGAGGUUCAACGGCUAAGGGGUCAGACCCUGGACCCCUAUUGGGAAAACCUUAAUUUUACCCCUGGAGUGACCAAUCCCUUUAAUUUUCCAUGAUUAGGCAAGUACGGUUAUUGAUGAUUUCAAUAUCGCAAAUAUUUGUAACCUUUUGAAAAUUCAUUUCGAAACGUAGAAUUUUAUGGCUAAUUUUUCUCUGGCAAGAGAGGUCAUUUCACUUUGCAGCUGGGAAUUCCUAGAAAAAUUGGCUGGAAGACUCUUUGAUGUACAAGAAAACUAUCCUGAAAAUAUUGAUGUUUUUCUCCUUGUGAGAGCUUUGAUCUUUUUGGAAAUGGAAACAGGGCUCUUUUUGACGUAAGAGAGGUACCUUAAAUUAUCACCAGUUUUUUUAAAUUAAAAAUUUGAACUUUUUUUUCUUGCAUAAUAUUAGUUUCUAAAUUGCGAAAAAAAGGUCUUAAAAUAUUCCAAAAAAAUCGCUUCAUUAUCUCACUGGAAACUAAAAUUUUAUAGAAAAAAAGACUUCCUUUUUUUAUUUUUAGCAGUUUUCUGUACCUCAAGGUUGUACCAUAUUUCUAUGGGGCUUUCCAGGGAACUCAAUUCCUUCGUUUUUCCGAGGAAAAAAAGAGCUGGCCUUGACUAUAUAGACAAUAAAACACGGCUUUCCGCAGCUUGCCAGGAUUAUGCAAAUUUGGUUUGGUGUUUCUCGAAGCGAAGAGGACCAAAUGAUUAAUUAGCUGUUGCUCUUUUUCCUCCUCUCAACACCCUUCGUAUUUGUUGAGCUUGGGACAGAACCUUGGGUAUUUUGGUUCAGGGAAUAUAGUUAACAUCAAUACAACGUUUCGUUUUGGGUCUUCCAACAAACAAAAGUCAUGGGCAAGACUGAAAAGAACUUCUAAGGAUUUGAUAAACAUUCUGACCUGCCUGCGCCCUCUUUUCUCUCCUAAAUCUAUAAACACAUUAAUUUUCGGCCAACAGACUAUACCAAGGAUCAGAAUGAAGCUUCAAAAUGCACAAAAAAAACACGAAUUUGUUUUGAACACAGAAAAAUAAAGUUGAAAAUUAAAAUCCACGUUCGGAUGAUUCAUUUCUCACAUUUUGCGCUCGAAAAUUGUGAUGAAUGACCAAAGGCGGCGCCUUUUGAAACCAUGACUCAUUGGCGUAUCCUGUUUCUCGCCUUCCGAUUCCAUUUCCAUCAAUCCCGGGGACCAUUGUUUAUUUGGCGUCAUGCCAAGCUCUCAAGCUGUAUACAAAUGUGGACAUGGGAUCCAGGUGUGAAAUCGAUCCAUGGGAAUGUAAAGAGGUCAACUCGGCUUUAUGCAGCUUCUUCUCGAAGUAACUCUCUUUGGAACGCCAGAGUGGUCUUUAUAGGGACAACUUCAGGAGCCUUUAAAUGGUCCUCCAAGGAGGAUCGCCUAAAUUUGACCACUGGAAGCAAAUUUUGACCCCUAUAGGGGCUGUUUUUCCCUUGACCACUAUAGGGGCGACUCUGGGGUUUCUUAGUGGGGGAUGGGGGUUUCUAAGUUUCCAGUUGGGGAUCUAAAGAUAUGUGCUUUCUCUACUAAUGGAGCAAAUUAAUGAACAUUACGAAUCGGAAAAGGACAAAAAUUGCGAGUUUUUGAUAGAAACCUCCUAGGAAUCCUAAAAAAUCCCAUUUUUUCUUUGAAAAGGGAGUUAAACUUUGAAAAAAAGAGUUUUUCGACACUCUUUGAAACGUUUGGUUCUUUGAACUCGUUUUAAAACCAGAGUUAGGUUAUUUAAAAAAAAAAGAACUUUUUUAGUCCUAAUCAUCAUCUCAUGGGGCUUCAGAGGAGCAUAGAAAAUAGUUCGGAAAGUUGCCGGAGGCGGUUUUGAUGUUGAUUUUCAUUUUUUAAAAGCUUCAAAAGCUUUGAUUGUCAUGAACUGAUCUGAGAAAGCUUCAAUUGUUAUACGAAGUUAAAUAAUUUGGAAGGAAAAAGGCAAAAAAAAACUUCCAUUACCAUAAAAGGAACUGAAUAGUUCCCAAUGAAAUAUUCAAUUCCUGAUGGGAUGAAAAGUGGUGAGGGGUUGAAGAAAAAAGAACUGGCUUUUGAAUAAUUGAAGGGAACUGCGCGGAACACGUGCUCUGCGAGCAACUCUGCAUGACCCUGUCGGAGCAGGCCUACGAGUGCGCCUGUUGGAGCGAGCACAAGCUCCAGGAGGACGGCUUCUCCUGCAGAGGUAAACGAAAAACACGGUUCUUGGGAAGAAAUAAAAAAAGAUUUUUUUAAAAAUAAAGUUGAGGGGGGAGGGGGAGGGGCGUUCUAAGAUUUAGGUUGUUUCUGUAGAUGUUUGUCUAAGCCCCACAUGCUCCCCUAGAGUGACCACUUUUGCAAUCGGAGUCUACGAGAGCCACUCUAGUGACUACUAUGGCGCACCUAAGAAGGUUUUUUGAAAUAUUUUACAGUUUCAACCCAAUGAACUUUUGUCCCGGUUGAAUUUUUGAUGAAAUUGAGCUGAAAUUUAUUUUAUGGUCUUUUAAUAUAAGUAUGAAAAAGAGUUAGAGAUUCCGCGGCAGGGGGGGUCUAAGACUUAGGUUGUUCCUAUACAGUUUGUCCCGGAGCCCCUCAAGCUUGAGUGGUUUCUAUAGUGAUCUUACAAGAUUUGUACUGAUUUGAAAGUUUGAAACGUGUUAGGGACUACCCGCAUGCUCCCCUAAAGUGAACACUCCCCUUAAAAAGAAGAAGUAAAGCGGUCCCUUUAGGAGAGUCUACAAGAGCCACUGUAGUGACCCCUAUGGCGCUCCUAGGUUCUUAUAUUAUUGAUAUAAGCUGGCUGUCUGUCAGAAUGGUUCAAAUUUUAAACAGUUUUGAAUCGAAACCUUAUUUUUCGCAAUUUUGAGUUUGAAUAUUUGAAUAUUUAUUUCACUCUAAUACGAGUUAUUCAGCAAAUACCAACGUUCCAUACUCUGUGGAGAAGUCAACGAAGACGACAUCAAUCAGAACGGAUUCUGAAGAAGACGAUGACGUCGAGGAGCAAGUGAUCCGUCUGACGACCCCUUCUCUGCCGAAGGGGAAGUUGUCGGCUUUGUCUUUUAAGGUCGCCAAUUGAUUAUUUGCAAAAUUGAGUCUUAAAAAGGAAAAGUGGAAUAAGGACAGCUUUUGAUAGACCAUUUUUAGUUUUGAAGUUUUUUCGGAUGUAGUAAGUUCAUCACUGUCUUUUCGAAUUGGCGAUUUUUCUUGUAAUUACGCAAAAAUCAUCGGAUUUUUCUCAAUAUUUUAUGUUUCUAAAGGUUCUUGUUCUUUGAAAAAGUCGAUUGAAAGGCGAAAAUCAUGUUUUUUCGAUCAAUUUUUUUCUAAAAAUCAGUUAAUUUUUUCUGAAAAGUGUUCGAUUCAUUCAAAUUUUCUUUGCGACUGUAAUCUUAUACUUUGAAAGUUAAAUAGCGAAUCUUUAUAGAAAAGAAAAAGGAUGACAUCAGAUUAAAAAGUAUAUCUGAAAUAGAAUAAAAAGAAACAGCGAUCUCCCACAUUUAGGGCUCAAACUACGCCGAAUUCCCGAUCGGUGAAGACGCUUACCUGGAAACCAACAUCACGAUUCAAUUCAGGUGCGCCCGAAAAUGUAUCUCAAAUCAGCCGAUUUUUCAGACUCGACGAGAAAAGAGACGGAAUUCUGUUGUUCGCCGGCCAAAUCGUCGGCGACGACUUCUUGGCCCUGUCCAUUGAUGGGCCCAACAUCGUUUUUAGGUCUUUUUUCUUGGGAUCUUUUUUUAUGGUCAUUAUAAGCUUGCUUUUAAUUUAAUGUUCUUUGUUCUGUUUUCAAACGUUUUCCGAGAAAAUCGGGCCAUGAAAAACUGGUUUUUUUUGUUGAGCUCAUACUUUUAUCACAAUGAGAAAACAAGCCUUCAAAACGUUAAGUCAGGGUUUUGACAGGCCCCGCCCCUUUUAAGGAUUACUGUAGUCAAAACACGAAAAAAAUUUUAUUUUAAUGCCAAUGGUUAGUCGCAUAUAUCAGAGAACUUGUGUUAUAUUUUUCAGUGAAAUAUGAAAAUUUAAUAGUGGAAAAGAAAGUUUGAGGCUUGAAAAUUGCCAUCCUGUAGGAAUUCGACUUUUUCAACUAUUUCUUUUGAAUUUUCUGGGUUUGAAGAUUAAUGAAAGGGAAAAGUUAGGUAAGACAGCUUAGCUCUGUAUAAUCCGAGAAAAAAGUCAGGUAAGGACUUUUUAGAGCGGCUCAGAUAUGUUGAUUCAGAAGUCAUCAGAAAAAAUGUCCGAAUUUUGUCUUUUUAGUAGAGUUACAAAAGAUAAAAGGCGCAAAACCUCCUUUUUUUGUAAUGUGGUUUGCAAAUUUAAGAGAUUUUCAUUACUUCACAAGAACGCAAAAGUCGCCUUUUCCGACAGAAUCUGAAUCAGCAUGUCCGAAAGUACUAUUUUCAAGAACUCCGUUUGAACUUCCCAAUACUUUACUUCUUGAAAAUGAUCCAAACUGGGGUUUUUGGACCUAACUAGACCAUUUUUUGAGUCCCUCCUUUUGAACCGAACUAGACCAUUUUUUCAGUCCCUUCUCCCGAGUUUUCAUGAAAUUUAAGUCAGUGAUACCUUCCGAAAGUCAAGCUCCCUUCCCGGAGCGUAGUGCCUCACGUAUCAACUGGACUUUUCGGUUUCAGACACGACUGUGGCGAAGGCACCAUCGAAGACAUGUACCACGGGUCUUUCGUCGUCGGCGAGUGGCACGAGGUGACCGUCUGGCGCAAAAACUGCGAGAGCACCCGUCUGAAGAUCGACGACGGCCAUCCUCUCGUCGACUUCGCCGCCGAGUUCAAUGUUCGUCCUCGUCUUCUAGGCUUCUUCGAAAACUCAAACUUCAAGUAGAUAAUCAACUGCCGCGUUAAUCUUAAGAACGCCAGAGUGGUCUUUAGAAGGGUUAGGUGGAUAACAGCCCAUAUAGGGGACAAAUAAUUCUCCUUAGAGGGGGAAAAUUUAGGGGGUUCCUAAAGGGGUUUGAGGUCUUCCCCCUUCAGCUCAAGUGGUCCCUGUAGGGGUCUUUUAACUACUUUUGCGGAAAAAUGGUAUUUAUGAUUAGAAAGCGCUACUAUGGAGUGGAAAUGGUUCUUAUCAUAGAUUUCAGAAAAAUAAAAGACUAGCAUACUUCCCUAGAGUGGCCACGAACUCAAACCCCUUAAGUGGCAACAUGUGGAAGCUUUAGUGCUCCCUUUAGAGAAAUUUUUUAGUUUUGAACAAUAAUUCAGACAGUUCAAACCAGAUUUCCUAGGAGUUACUAAAAUUGGACUUAUUCAAAGAAAGUCAUAUUUGGUUCAAACUCGGACCUCAGAUCAUUUUUUGACCUUUUCCACCCUAAAGCUUUUUAAAAGUUUUUUUCAAAGUCAAUGAAAGAAGAAAAGUUGACCGCGCUUUAAUUAAUAAAAUUUCCUGCCUCACCUUUUUUAUUUUUCUCGAGAAAUAAGACGGUAACUUGCUUUGUAAAGUACGCAAAUUAUGGCAAAAAAGCGUUUUUUUUUUUUUGGAUUUUUGAAGCGUCCUAACUCGAAAACGAGAUCUAUUGCGAGAAAUUUUUCUUGUUCUGGAAUCAGGAAGCCCUAAAGGACACUUCAGCAAAGUUUCAUCAAAAGUACAACCGAAGGGUAAAAACAUUUCCCUAGUUAGGAAUAGAUUAAAUUAUCUUGUUGAGUUUGAAUUUGUAUUUUAAUCAAUAAACUUCAUUUUAUUUACAAAAUAAGAAGGGUGAGUUAAGUUGAAAUUGGUACGUUUCAAUGCAAAUAUAUUAAUAUUUGGAAAAUUUCUGAAAUUUUCUAUUUGCUAACCGGUUAACCAGUUAACUUACUAUUUUGUGAGACUUAUGCUUAUUUUUUCAGAACUACAAGGGGAUCACGAUGGACGAGGGCGUUUUCAUUGGCGGCGCGCCAAGAAAUAUCGAGUUCCUGCAGGAAAAGGCCGGAACGGCCGACGGAAUCCGAGGAUGUGUUCGGAAGGUUUCGAAUUCAAAAAAAAUGAGAUAAAAUGAACCUUUUUGUUCAGCUUGUAAUCAACGAUCAUGUACUGCUUGAUGUUGUGGAAGGCGUCAACAAGGCGGUGAACAAAGAACAUCUUGGUUAUUCUUUUUUUAUUUAAACAAAACAGGGUAAUAAGUAGGUUUAUGAGAGGAAAAUCAUUCAGGAAUUUUCUCAGAAAUUUAAAAGUCUAGAGGAAAAAUAAUUUUCCAUGAGAAAGUUUUCAGCAAAGUUAUGACCUUCGAAAAGUAGAUUUUACUAGGAAUUGAAACUUUUCAAGCUUAAAAUUUUUCGAUUCAUUCUUCAGUUGGAGCUGGCAAACCUAGAGAAAUCAUUUUUAGGCGUCCGAAUCCAAAAACCGAGUUUUAAAUCUCGUAGUUUGAACAAGCUUCAAUGAAAAAGAACGUUCUAAGGAGUUAUAGUCCGUUUUUUCCCGACUUGAAAGGUCCUGAUUCCUCUGCGCUCUCUUCUUCUCUCGGCAACUCUCUCAUGUUUACGUGUUAUUUUCAUGUUUCUCCGACCUCGCUGUCGAGAGAAUAGAGAAAAGCAGACACUCAGAAACUUUCAAGUCACGGACUAUAUGAUAUCAAAUAUUAACAAUAGCAAAGCUGGGAUUCUUCAGAAUCGUGUGGAAGAAAAGUGACGACCACACCUGAACCGUAUGAAAUUUACAAACACAAAAAACCACCGCCGAGGGUCGUUUUCGCCUACGACCUCACUCAACCUGGAAUCCCGCAACUUACCGAAGGUGAGGCUCUUUUUUAGGAAAGAAAGGGGCAUUGCUCAUGUCAGCCAAAUCGUUCAUGCGCUGAAUAUAACUGCCUAGCUCGGAGGGAUAGGAAAGCGUGACGGUAGAUUGACGAUAUCGCAAAGAUGUCGCACUUUCCUCUCGCGGGUCUCGCUUCUCUCACGCACUCAACAAAAUUUCAAAAUUUGCGAUGUCGCGCUCAGCAAAAUGCGAUAUCGCGCCAAGGAAAAUAUGAUCUCGCGUCAAAGAAAAUGCGCGAAUGCACCAAGGGAAAUGCGAUAUCGCGGCAAAUAAAAUGCAAGAUCGGGACGAAAAAAAUUUUAAAUCGUCUCUUAAAAAUAGAAUUUUGGCGAGAUCGUUUAGCCGCCAGCGACAUCGCGGCAUUUUUCUUAAUUUAGAGGAAUUUAAUUUUGAAAUCAAAUAGGAAUGCUCCAAAAAAAAAUUUGGAAGAAAAGAAUAAAUUUAGGUUUUUUUUUUCCUUUUUUUAUAGAAAAAGUUGCAAAAAAAAAUAUAAAAAUUUGCUCGAAGAAAAAUUUCAUUUUCUCAAUGCCAAGGAAAAAUGCCACUUUACAGAGCGCAACGUCGUUUUUUUGCUCUGGUUUGAAGAAUCAUCAUUAAUAAGGACGUUCAAAGUUCAUGAUGCUCGAAAGAUCUUCUGACCCGUUCAGAAAGCAAUUUUUUUCUCCUAAUUACUGUCAACAAUUAUUCAUUAGCGUAAUUAGGGAUAAUUUAUAGCAAACAUCCCCUUUUUAUUCAAAUGCCAUGAUUCAGGGUCGGAUAAAUCUCAGUGAUUAAAGAAGAUGAAUGGGAUGAGUCAGGUUUCAAAGUAGAGAUGCAAAGGCUACGUUUACUUCCAUUCUUUCUAUAAAAAAUCCCACUACACGGAAACUAUGAGGUAUUAAAAAAACUGAAAAAAAUCUUUUGUAUUUAAUCCACUAUUAAGCCAAAGCGUGUGGCUUUCUGAAAAAAAUCGGAAGUGAUCAUAUUUUUGAUGAGAGCAUUUUUUUGAGAGCAUUUUUGAGAGCAUUCCUAAUGAGAGCAUUUUUGUUGUUUUUCCUUUUCUUUUUGUGUGAAACAUUAUUAUUAGAAAUGAAUUCUUCGAAAAAAAAAGCUCCGAACUUUUUUUCCUACGACGUUCCGCUGGAACGAAAAUUUAUACCGUGGAGAGUUUUUUGAAAUUUUUCUUGGAAUUGUUCCCCUUUUCUCAAUAAAGCAUGUUUAUAGAUUUUGAAAAAAUGUUAUAAUUUCUGUAAAGAAUAUUCAAGGUUUGAAUAGGCGCUGAUGAGUAUGUUGAAAGUCAUUUGAAUACGAAAAAAUUCAAGAGAUCUUGUUUUUUUGUUUUUUUUCCUGUAACCUUGAAACGUGUGGAAAUUGAGGUUCAAAAAAAUAUUUUUUUUAGUACGUCACUCCGCUGAAACGCGUCAGAUUUUUGAAAAGAAACUUAAAAGAAGAUUUUUUUUUUUGAGAGCUCAUACUUUAAUUCUUUUAUGACAGUAUUCUGCGUGCAGAAAUUCAAAAAACGUCUUUUAUUCCAAGAAAAUAGGCUCAGUUAUUAGGUAAACUAAACGUAUUUCAAAACGCGAAAACGUCUUUUUAAUGCCAAUUUCAACGGCGCCCUACUUCCUCUCAUUUCAGAAAUUUCCCAAAUUGAGUUUUUGAAUAAUUGGGAGAAACUGCCCGAUGGGAGAAAGUGCUUGAAUCUCCCUUGAGAAUUCGCCUCCACACACACUUUUUUUCCUGUUUUCACGCGCCUUAAUUAAGCAAAAUCAGGAGGAAUGUACUUUCUGAAAAAAUGUUGGCAAUUAAUUUUGAUGAAGGUUAUUUUAGUCUCACGGUGGUUUUCGCUGCCAAAAAAAAAGAGCCCCGAAAGGUUUUGUCAAAUUGAGCGGAAAGUUCGCGCCCCAUGGCCGAAAUUGCUUUUUUGAACUUUUCCUGCAAAAGGUGUGACUAUAAACUCACCUGGAUUCUCCUCUUUCAUAUUCGUAGGGUUUUGCGAACAAUUGUAUGUUAAAUCAGUUGAGAAGAAAACUGGGAUUCGAAUGGAACAAUAAAAAUAAGAUUGAAAGAAAUUUGAAUUUAAUUUCAAAAACUGAUGUUGUCCAUAGAGCGGAAAUGACAUGCAAAUUUUCGCCGUUCGUCAGAAAAAAAAAGUGUUGUUUGCUCACAAUUUGGAGGAAUUUACUGAAAAACCUUUAUUUGAGAAAAAAAGUAUGAAUAUCAGAUUUUAAAUUCAAUUUUUGUCUUUAAACUGCAAGUAUGCCAAUUUUUGGCGCUCCCGAAUUUGGCUGGUUCUUUUUUCAAGGCCUAUUUCAGCUCCGAAAUUUUCGAUAAAAGCAUGAAUAAAGGGAAUCUCUGGUCUAACUUAAAAAUUUGAGCUUUUUCCAUAGAGCGCAAAUGAUCUGAAAAAUUUUGGCCGUUCUAUGAUUUUGUUAUAUAAACUUUUUUUCGCGUUUUCGAGAUUCUUCCAAGUUUUCUGAUCCAUAGAAAAGCUCCAAAGUUCAAAAAAACUUCAAACUGUAUUUUGAUACGCUAGAAAAGCGAAAAAAGCGUGCGAAAUUUCGGCUAUUUUACUUUCGAGACUCAAUUUUGAAUAACUCCUGACGCUCCAUUCACUAAUUAAACGGGGCAAUAAAGAAAAACAGGGAAAAAAUUGAAGUGGGCGGGUCGAGUGCGCGGGAAAAGAAGGCUUUUGGAUGCAAAUGGGAAGCCACGCCCCCUUUCCAAACGGCAUGCUUCUUGCGACGUCGCCUCUCUAUUGAAUCAGGAACAUUUGGAUCUCCUCUGUUUAUUUUACUCAAUUUUGAGUCCUGUUGAAAAGAGUUAAUUCUGGUCAUGACCCUGGCAUUUAUUGGCCUGAUUUGGCUGACAUGUGCGAGUGCCAUGCCAUUCGACUACUACGGCAUGUUCAUCGAGCAAAUGAUCUCAGAGCAAAUCGCCGAACUCGGCAAGCAGAAGCAUCUCCGGGAGGCCAGUAGCAGUACCACUACCUCGACGACGACGGCGCCUUCUACCACGACGACGACGACCACCACGACACCAGCCCCACCUGGUUAGUUUUUGGCUCAGUUAAGGUGAAAAGGCUUAUUCUCCGUCCCACCUCUGUUUUAUAAAACUUCUUUACGUCACAUCCAUGACUUACUCAUUCAGACCUUGCCCAUGCAUGGUUUUGAGAACGUUUUUUAAUGAAUGUAAGAAAGAGCCUUGAUUUUGAAGACUUUGGUGGCUCAAAUCGAGACAAUUUACUUUGGUUAGGUUCAUAGUGAAAUUCUGGAGGCAAGUACGGAACUAGAAUAGCCCAGGAGGAAGGUUGACUUAAAAGAAUUUUUGAAAAGUAAGAAAUAAAAAUGAAUUUUGACCUGAGGGAGGUAAUAUUGACAGAAAUAGAAAUAUUGCUUGGCCACAAAAGGUGAUUUUGAUUUUAACUCACCAAGAAUCGUGGGGAGAGAUCAACGGCCUUUAGAAAGGGUGUGUAUGGUAAAGAAAUCUGUGCAAACUUGUCACGUUUUUUAAGAAAAACAUUUUUUUUUUGAAAAACACAGUAAACAGAGCUUUUUUGCGCCCUUCGCUUCAAUACCUGUUAUCAGAAAGUAUGCGCUAUUUUGACCAAAAAAAAAUUUAUAAGGACCUGCGGAAUAGGCUAUAGAUGUGCUUGGUGGAAAAAAAUAGAAAAAAAAUUUUAAAAAAAUAAGGAAAAACUUAUUUUUCGCUAUAUUUUUAUACGACGAAUCUGGAUCGAUGCAUUUAUUGAAAAAAAUCAAGAACGUUUUUUUUGAGAGGGUGACUUGGAAAAAAAGUGAAGUGAGAAUGAAGGGUAGAAAUUAAAGUAUUAAUUAAAUAUAGAUUUUUUUAGAAACGUUACCUAAAGAGGAAAGAUGCGUUGGAAAUUUUUUCAUUAUCCAUUUUUUUUAAAGCUAAUAGUCUUUUAUUCUGUCGGCUUUGAAGAUGAAGGUGAAGAGAAGUAAAUUUUGAAAGUCAUGUGGGUUUAAUGAUAGUUUCUUCCUCGUAUCUGAUUUUAGACUAUGAUUGCGAAAUGCAGGGGAACGAAGCUCAAGAUGUGCUGAGCUGUAAUUAUAGUUUUUCCUGGUGCAAAGAACAGUUGAUCUUAGAUUUUGAUAGGGAAAAGAGCUUUCGAUUUUAUUGACCUACACGGAUAUUUUGAGAACUUUUUUUGGAUCUUUUUGUGAAACUCUAUUUUUUUUUUUCAUUUUAGUUUGGUUUAAGGCAUCAGUGAACCAACUACAAUUUUGAAGGAUUAUGAAAAUCGCUAAGAUCGAAUCGAAAGCUUUUCAAGAUUAUUUUAAUCGUUGUACCUUUCAAGGAAGCUCCAAUCGGAUAUAUUAGAGUAGUUUCCUUCAGGCCACAUGUUCCUUUUUGACACUUAGAAGGGCUUUUCGGGGGCUCCCAUUGACGGAAAUGAAGAUUAGAAAAAAUGGAGACCAAUUUAAAGAGGCGUAGUAUUUAGUUUAAUCGAUAAACUCGCUUUUAAAGUGUUUCUUGUCAAGAAAUGAAUAAUUUCGAACACAAAAAAGUCUUACGAGGAUAAUAAUAGAAAGGUCUGGUUUUAAUCGAAUCUCUGGAGCUUCAAUCUUGUUAUCAGCCUCAUUAGACGUGUUUUGAUCAUUUAUUUUUGUCUAGAAAGUUGUUUUUUUGCGGCGACCGGAAAACCUUUGAUUCGUCUUAAUUAACGAGAUUCUUCAUAACAAAAGUGCUUUUCCGAGUUGGAUAGGUUGAAAAAAAGAAGUUAGAAACGCCUUUUUAUCAGCUCCCCACGUCCAAAAAUCCAAAUCGCAGCUGUUUUGAAAAAAACGUUUUUUUUUUUUGAAGAAAGGAAGUCUAUUUCAGCCACUAUAAUUCCUCAUUUUAAAUCAUCAGCUUUUUCGACAACCGUUGCUAGGUAAUUUCAAUAUGGCGUAUUUUUCCAUUGAAGAUAUUUCCAUACAUUUCUCAAAAUAGAAAUUAAAAUUUUUACAUGAGAAAUUUUUUUCCAUUUUUUGAAGAAACGAGGCUGUACUUUCGAAAAUAUGUAGUGUAGUUAGGAGAUCCUUGAAAAAAGCAUAUGUAGUUUAGUCAGUUGAUUGUUGAACACUGAAAAUAAAUAGACUUAAAAGGGCAUGUUAGGUCAUCUAUGAUGAGGUCGAGGGAUCAUUUAACUAAUUAAUUAGUAGAUUAGAGAGAAAAAAAAACAGCUGCUUCCAAGCGUGAACAUACGCUUCAUAGAUGAUUAUCCUUGAAUUUUGUUUUGGAUGGGAAAUGUCGGAUUUUUCUGGUUUACCACAAGAUUGAAGGAAAAACAAGCUUUUUAGAAAGUGAGUUUUUUUUUUUGCAGUACCAGAAAGUUCAAGGAAAAGUACUCUGAAAAAAUUGGUGAAAAGUGUGAAAUCGCGCUCUGUGAACAAAUCAAGUUCGAUCAGGUUUCAAAUACUCAAAAAUCCGAUUUUUCCUAUCAUAUUCAACAACUGUAUAGUUAUCUCGCUAUCUUACUACAUACUCUCCAUUUUCUCUAAUAGUUACCGUAAUCCCUAGCGAAGCUUGGAAAAUAAAAAAGAAAAAAGAACUCUGAGGUCGCCUCGUCAAUUUGCAAAAAGAAAAGUCGUUAGGAACACUUUUCCGGGAAUUGUAUUGCCUGAAAGCACGUCAAAGAGCCCUCCGUUUUCUCCCUUUUCCUCCGAUUUCUGUUCUUUUUUCUACAUGAAACUCGUAUCGCUCACAAACGGCAAGGAAAUGAAGCUCAUAAAGUUUUUUUCCUUCGUUUCUUAAUGGAACUAAUAAAAGAGCAAAUGAGAGGUUUUAUUGCCUUUCCUUUUGAGAACAACAUGAGGUUUGACGUUGAAGCUUUUCUGAAUGGUUUCUGAUUAGUUAUUGAGAAACUACAUGUGUUUAUGGGAAAAGGCCUGGCAAAAAUGGGAAUAUCAUGACCGAACGGUGAGAAAAAGUAAGUGAAAAAAUAGCCAGCACAUUCGCGCUCCAAGGAUAAUAUUGCUCUUAACUUACUAUUUUCGCUACUUUCUAAUGUUAAAUUGCGGGGAAGUAGUCUUGAAGUGAUUUUCUCGAGUAAAUUGGGCUCCAUUGAUAAAUUUGACGCUUUCAUCAAUUUUUUUAAGUCCUAAGAAGUUGUGAGAAAAUAGCCACGUGAGGGGUUUUUCUGAAGGAGUGUUCUGCGCUCUACGGCUCAACUGUGAAUUUUAUUAUUUGAAAAAGAAGAAAAAUCCAUUCUAUGUGACUGUUAUGGAAAAAAUAAGCCGAAAAGUUCGCUUUCAAGGAAUUCGCGCUCCAUGGACAAUAAUAUUUUGAUUUAUUUUCCCACUCUAACAAUGUGAAAAAACGAGAGAAAUCGCUCAUUUUUUUUUGUUUCAGUAUGAAUUUUCUAACUAUCAGGAAUUUAUCAAUGAAGCGCAAGAGAGAACUUUCAUCAAGAAUUUUUUCCGUAGUUUGUCAUCAAUGAGUCUUUUCUGUUUUUCCAGAAACCACUGCUCCUUCUUGGCGCAUCGGGCACUUCCAUGGCGAUUCUCGGGUCGUCGUCCGGGCACCCGACGAUAUUUUAUCCUACCUUGAACUCCAGAUCCAGUUUAAGGUUCGUUUUGCCUCGAAAAAUGGUCGAUUUCCAUGAAAACCCGCUGGAAAUUAUAUCGAAAGGAGUCACGCGAUCUUCCGCUUUCCCUAGCCAUUUUUCAAAUUUUUUCCCCUUUCUUGAACUUUUUUUAUUCGGAUUCUCUCACGCACCCUUGAGAUUUGGCCUCUGUUUGGUUCGCUUGGGAAACAAGGGUUUUUGUAGUCAUGGAUUUUCGGGUUUUAUUACGGAAAGAAUUUUUCACGAAGAAGGAAAAAUUAAAAAGUAAUGAGGUUUGAUGUUUUCGGCGUCGAAAAAAAUGCAAGAAAAAUGCUUUCUGCAAAAAAAUUUUUUUUUCAAUUUUUAAUAUAACUUUCUAAAUUUUCGAGCGGUUACUAUAAUGUUUCAAAGUAACGAAAAAAAUUUCCCAUUUUUUUAUUCAUUUUUUUCUUGAAUUGUUGAUAAUUUUUUUAACAAAAAGGUUAUAAAAAAAUCAUUUGAAUGAGCUUUUUUUCCAGCCCGAACGACCAGAAGGAGUCCUGUUUUUCUGGAGCCGCAGCGAAAAAUAUCUGGUCGUGAAGUUGGAGAAUUCCCUUCUGAAGACCUAUGUCAGCCUCGGCGCUGAUCAAGUCAUCCUCACGUUAGUUUUACCUUCCUCGAUUUUUUUAGAAAUGAAACAUGUACUUUUUUUUAGAAAUAGUUUCUAGUCGCUUUUUAUAAUUUUUUUGACCUCUCUAACCGUUUUUUGUUAGCUAUCAAAGAUUAUUCCUCUUCUUUCGAAAACUGGGCUGCCAAUUUUUUCUUUAAAAGCUUGUUUGCUCCAUUGAGAAAAAUAAUAAUGGGGGUAAAAAAAAAAGUUUUUUUAAAAAAAGUAGCAAUGACAAAAUUUUUCUUGAAGCGGUUGUUUGCUCUAUAACUAGAAAUAAUAGUGAAAAAAAUAUUAUUUUCGCUCGGUUUUGUUUUUAGAAAAUCCAAAAAUUUUUUUCAGUUCGGACAACGUCUUGAGCUUGUAUCAUUGGCACAAGGUUGAGGUCUGGCGAAGCGGUCGCGGAAUUCUUAUGAAGGUAAUUUUUCAUUCACUUUUUUUCUUAGUUUGAAAGAAAUAAAAAAAGGAAAAAAAUAAAUUUAAAAACUUUGGAAAAAAAAACUCGGACUUCUCUUCUUUUUUUUUUAACUCUUCUCUCUUCGAAAAUAUGGUCAUUCUCAUCAAAAAAAAAAAAGUGACAUUUGCUAUUUUCGUUAUUCGCGUUCAGGUGUGUGAUUUAUCCUGAAAACAUACGUAAAAAACAGAUUUCUUGGGAAAAGUGAAUAAUAAAAUGGCAUAUCCGGAUAAACAGAGUGAGACACCUGUCUAUAGAAGUUAGAGAUCUGAGAUUUCUAGAAGGAAGUUUCAAAAAAAAAAGGAUCUAGAUUGAUAAAAUAGCUCAGGGACGCUUUUGAGCAAUGAAAAAUUUAUCCUAAAAGCCGGAAAGUUGACUGGGAAGAAAAAGCCAUUUCGAGAGUUUAUUGUGCGCCCUAUCGCUAAUUUUCUGAGUCGUAGAGAAAGUUAGAGGCUUUUUGUUGAAUUUUUGAUUUAUCUUGUGGAGCAUAGACCUCAUAAUUAAUGAGACCAGCUUUAAAAAAUCUGGAAGUGCGCUCCAGCGAACAAUGCCCUUUAAUGGCUGCCCUCUUUUUUUCGAAAAUUUAUUAGUUGUCUACUGAAGCGCUCAUGAGGAAGUUCGGCAAGGAGAAGGCGAAAAUAUAGUUUAAAAAAUUUCCCUUAGAGUCAAAGAAAAUCAUCAAAAUCCGUUAAAGUAAGCCUUUCUCAGGCCUUGUCGGCUGAUUUCAAUGAAACUUAAAUUUAGUCAUUUUUUAACUUCCUUGUAAGAUUAGUUAUAAUAAAGCUAGGUUGUUGGGAAUUAUUAAUUGCCUGAGAAAUGAAAUAUACUUCACAGGUGAACAAGCAAUCUUGGGUCGAAGGACAAUUGGAUGGGGAAAACGACGACGAAGACGGCGAAUCCCAUCUCGUCGUUGGCGGCGCCGCAGGCAGAAUUUCUCAAUUCUCUCUUCAAGAAGGAUUUUAUGGAUGCUUGAAGAAGGUUUGAAAUGGACUAACGCGGUUUUAAGUCCGAAAAAUAGAAACUUUUAGACAGAAAAGGUAAAAUUGAGAGAUUAGUGGAAGUCCGAAGAGACGACAGAGAAACAUAGAGAAUAUCUUUCUCUGCCGUCUUCAAAUCAUGUCUCACAUUUCGGGAACAAAAAAUAACAAUUGAAAAUGAGAGACCGCUGUCUGAAGUGGAGGGUGAAGAGAAAUUGAGAUCCUCUCGUUUCUUUGUCGUUUCUUCAGGAUGUCGUUGCCUCUCUUACACUUGCCAUCUCUCAGUUCCCUUCGUAAACGGAAAAAAGAAAGGUUGGAAGACGGCAGAAAAGUCGGAGCCCUGUUUUUCUCUGGCGUCUCUUCAGAUGGUACAGCCUCUCUCUCUUUCGCUGAUUUUCUCGGAAAAGAAAUAAGGAAGAAAGAUGGAGCUGCAGAGAUUGUGAGACCUUCUCGUUUCUCGGUCGUCUCUUCAAGGCGUCCUCCUCCUCUCUCUCUCUGUCUUACACUUGCCAUCUCUCAGUUUCUUUUGUAAAAGGAAAAAGAGGAAGAUUAUAUUUGAGAGAUGGCAGAGAAGUUGAAGAAUUCUAACUUCUCUGACGUCUCUUCAUGUCUUUACUAUUUUCGAUUUUUCUUGCUUUUUUAUUGGUUUCUUAGCAAUAUCUAUCUUUUUUCCGCUUUUUUAAAAAAAUAGUCAAAAAAAAGGUUUUAUUGAGAAUUCAGUUUUCAAGUUUUUUCCAUGAUUUUCGGCUUUCCAUGACAUCAUGGUUGCUGUAGGCGGAAAAAGGAGAUUAACUUGCCUUUUUUUUUGAUUAAUUUUCCCACGUAAUUGAGAUGGAUGCAAAGGGUAUAAUAUUCAUUUUCUGUCUUUAGUUUGAAGUUCAAUUUUUUUUAGCCCUUUGAGCUUUGCCCUCCUCACUUGUUUAUCAGAAAAAUGCAAGAGGGGCAGGAAAUUUGCAUACCUUACGCGGAAGUCCAUCUUCUUCACAUUGAAAAAUGACACAAGGCAAAAAAAAAACAUGAGAAGUGCAAGUCCAGCCGCUUCCUGCUUUGAAAAGAAUAGAAGGGGAGAUAGAAUACAUUUCUUCAGAAGAAAAAAGGCUGAGAAGAGGUGCGAAUUUUCAAAAGAAUGAGUUGAAAAAAAUUGAGGAACAUUACGAAUUUGAAGUUUAUAUGUUUUAGGUUAAGGGUUGAAGUUGUUUUUGCUUGUGUUUUGUUGAGAUGUACUUUCCUUCCUGAUCAUUCGCUGAAAGGUUCUGAACCCCAGAUUUAGAUUGAGUUACAUUUUCAGAAAAUUUUCCAGAGAAGAGAAGUUAAUUUUUUUUCACUCAAUCUUACAAGUAGGUUUUCUCACUAGAUUGUAGGUAACAAGUAGGUUUUCUCACUAGAUCUACGCGCAGAAGGACGAGGCGAAGGACCGUAAGACCAUUCUUUCAACUCUUUCGACUACACGUUUGGACUUCUAGUUCGCCAAAGGCGGUUGUUCGUUAUAGCUUUUAAAGUUCUUGUUCACCGCCUAGUCGAUUACAUCAGACUAAAACAACAAAAUAAAUGAUUUGAUUUGAUUUGAUUGCAGCGCUCACACCUUAUUUGACGCCACUCCGAUCCCAACAGUUUGCUCUAGGACUUUUAAGUAUUCUUAAGGGACUUCUUUACCGCGUUUUUUCCGAUUUAUGUAGCUCUGAUCGUGGCAUAGAAAUUUUUACCGGGAGCAGGUCCGAAACCUCAUAUUUGAUGUACGAAAUGAUAUUUAGCUUUGUUUUAACAAUAAUAUAUCUAAUGAACAAUAAAAGUGUUUUUCUAAUGAUUUUUUCUUUAAAACAAUUCCUACUUGGAACAAACUCACUUCCAAAUUUCAAUUCAGCCACCACCCCAAGUCUUUAAAAAAUUUACUGGUCAAUCUACCAUUGCACGAGAUCUUCUUGUCUAUUCCUCCACGACUCAAAUGAUGUAUAACUGUAUAAUGUAUUCUCUCAAAUUCUAGAUCCAAGUGAACUCGUUAGGGUUCACGCUGAUCUGUCAAUAAAUUAUUAUUAUUUAAAAAAGUGGAAAAAUAUCGAUGUAUAAGCAAAAGGCGAUUGAGGCCCUCAUAAGUCUCUGAGCCAUCGAAAAAGAUCAUUUUGAGGUUCGGCUGAACGGAAGGACAGUCCAGCUAAGCGGUACGACGUCACACAACGUCACCGAGUGUGUCUCAGACCCAUGCGCGUCCUUCGGAUGUCCCCAGACCUGCGCAAGUCUCGGAAACGAGGCCGUUUGCCAGUGCGCCUGGCCGACCAGCGGCGACCGCUGUCAGCACUGUUCGUGACUUUUUUUAGUCUUAUUGAGUAGAAUGUUGUACAAAAUGAGACUUUUUCAUCCGUAUUUUCCCUCAUUAAACUGAUCAAAACAAAUAAAUAUUUAAACCGGUUAGAGUCUCUAGAAAUACCGUUUUUCGAAAAUUACAGCCAAUAAUAAGGGGGGUUAAAAAUGAGAGUUUUGAGAGUGGGACGUUUCAUUCGCGACCAUUGCCGUUCAAAUAAGAAUUUUUUUGGCUUUAAAAAAACUAAGAUGGUAAAAAAAUAAUAUUACUUCUGUUUGAAUGAGGGUGUUUUUGAAGUACACCUCCGACAGUUCACAUCUAAUUAGAUCCAUAUUUUUUUAUCGUCCCUUUCCAAAAAAAUUGAAAUAUUAGAGGAACUAUCAAGGCUUUUUUUUUACUAUAGACAAAAAAAUGUGCAUAAAAAAAUUAUUUUUUUGAAGCUUUUAUUUACUUUUUCCAGCCGAAAAAGGCGAGGUUGAUGCGAUGACGUUCAGUGGAACUUCGUACUUGGAACUGACUAGCGACAAGGUCAUGAAUCAGUGAGUUUGUGAUAUUUUGUGAAGGAAAAAAAGAAUGAGUUUCAAAAAUUCAAAAGAUAUAAAUUUUUCUAGUAAUCAGGAAAAACCUGGUUUACUGCUCUAAAAAAAUAUAGCUGUUUAAAGGAGCAUAGGCUAUAUUAUUAUGGAGGUCUUGAAGCGUUGAACCAUUUUCUGUGUUGAUUGCGGACAUGAAAAGACUUCGGAUCUCAAAAAAUCUGACGAUUUUUGAACAGACUGAAAAAAAUAACCGCGAACCCCAAGAAAAAAAAAGUGAUUUUUUUCAGCAUCACUGGCGAUCGACUCCGGCUAAACAUGGAAUUCAAACUUGCCAAUUUCUCAACUCCCCUUGAUCAGGCACUGUUUUCCUUUCUCCUUCUUAAGAGAGCACUUGGAAUCCAGCAAGUGGCCAUUUUAGUGGUGUUCAAUGAGAGGAUUCAGGUCUUAUUCUCCGGCGGCGACACGACAAAAGUCUCCGAUGGUGACUAUCUUCAACUCGUCGUUGACAGUAGCCAUUUCGUUCGUUUUUCGAUGAAUCUCGGCUCGGGCGCCGUCGUUUUGACUCAUCCCAGCAAGGUUAUCGUCGACCGGUGGACUACUGUCAGCGUCUUACGGUAGGUUUUGUGAUGAAAAAAAGUAUAGCUUGGAAAAUUAUUUUUCUUGGUCACUUCAGGGACCUCUCCAAGUGCCAUAGGUCAAAAACGUAGCGUCCAAAAAAUAUAGUUUUCUGAAGUUUUUCAUUAUUUUUUCGAACUAAAAGUUAGUUUCAUCAUCCCUAGAGUGGCCACUUGCCCUAUUAGCACCUGUAAAGUAAAGCCCAAACCCUUAAGGAAACACUUCAGAUCCUAUCAAAAUGAUGGUAAAAGUUGAAUUAUGUUCCCGCAAAAUAUUCAAGCGUGAUAGUGUGAGGAGUCGCAGAGGCACUAGACAGCGAGAGCAUCGCGUCUCUUCAGCCGCCGUUGAUCUCUCGCUUUUAAGUUCUGAGAGAGUCUAAUUUUUAAGUCUUAUCAUCUCAUCAAUAGGAGAAAACGAUAUAUUGAACUCGAUUGGCUUAUUAUUCCUCCUAGCAGGAAAAAAAAACCAUAAAUCUCCGUAGAGCGCAGUUUCUUUUUUCUUUUUGAAUGAUGAUAAUUUUUCCAGACGAGGCCUACACGUGACACUUUCGGUGAACGGCGAAGAUCCGAUUACGGUAGCGUUGCCUGAAGGCGCUGAACAGCUCAACGUCUACCAUGCCGUUGUCGUUGGUAAUACACUUUUUUCGUUGAGCUUUUUGAAACAUUGAGCUUUUCUUGCACCCUAUCCAAAAAACCGGUUUUUGGGGCUUUUCGGUCAACGAAUCGAUAAGGCCAUUUUUCCAGGAACCUUAAAAAUCCCUGCUAGCUGAACAACCUUCCUUCUCAGAACACAAAAAUGACAAUUGUUUCCAGGAGGCCAACCCCCACCUGCGAGCCAACCGACGUCCUACCCGACUUCAACCGGUUUCCGCGGCUGCAUCUUGUCGCUGAAGCUCGGCGAUGACGUCAUCUCGAAGCCGACGCAGGCCCAGCGCGCCGUCAACAUCGCAAACUGCCUUGUUUGA
This is a messenger RNA of Caenorhabditis auriculariae, 22071 nucleotides long. The record is from the annotation of a GenBank genome assembly. Lineage: Eukaryota; Metazoa; Nematoda; Chromadorea; Rhabditida; Rhabditidae.